This is a messenger RNA of Macrosteles quadrilineatus (aster leafhopper), 559 nucleotides long. RefSeq lists its product as uncharacterized. Gene Ontology annotation, cellular component: extracellular region. Gene Ontology annotation, molecular function: odorant binding; dibutyl phthalate binding. Bases 12 to 455 code for a protein of 147 amino acids. The record is from RefSeq and is a predicted model, not a curated record. The transcript has 7 exons. Gene Ontology annotation, biological process: olfactory behavior; sensory perception of smell. Lineage: Eukaryota; Metazoa; Arthropoda; Insecta; Hemiptera; Cicadellidae.
CUCCAGAAGUCAUGUACACCCUCAUCCUCCACUCCUGGUUACUACUUGUCACAUGGUUAGCUCUCGCAAAUUAUUCGGAAGCGGCUAUGUCUAUGCAGGCAUUUAAACAAGCCAAAACCAUGAUGGAGGGUGUAUGCCAGCCUAGAACCGGCGUUGACAAAGCGUUUCUCGCUCAACUGAAGAAAGGAGAAUUCCCUGAAACUGACGAUCGUAAACUAAAGUGUUACUUUGAAUGUCUCUUGCGGAUGGGCAAUGCGAUGCAAGGUACCAAGGUGUCUGGAGACGCGUUACGCCGCAUAGCCAGAACCAUGGUGCCUAAACAACUCAAGAGUGUGGUGAUGCCUGCUAUAGAGACCUGCCAAAACAUCGACGAAGGAGAUGCUUGUGAAUCAGCUUUUACGUUUGUCCGUUGUCACCACAAGGCUAGCGGACCUGAGGGAUUUAUGUUUUCAUAGGACCUCGAACACCCGCUUUCUUCAGCUUUAAACACUUGAGUAGAGCCAACAGAUGUUAUUUUGUACUAUAUCUAUUGCACAAAAAUAAAUUCUUAGUUCCUUUA